Molecule: messenger RNA, 1362 nt
Organism: Carcharodon carcharias (great white shark)
Lineage: Eukaryota; Metazoa; Chordata; Chondrichthyes; Lamniformes; Lamnidae
Product: epidermal retinol dehydrogenase 2-like
Exons: 6
Coding region: 215-1132 (305 amino acids)
Cellular component (GO): lipid droplet
Molecular function (GO): oxidoreductase activity, acting on the CH-OH group of donors, NAD or NADP as acceptor
Source: RefSeq, a predicted model, not a curated record
GAUGGCAAUAUUGGGACACUGAUAAUCAAUGAAAUUACAAGCAAAACAAAAAUGCGAACUUUAGUUUAUACGCCCAAAAUCGGAGAAUUGCAACACGGAAAAGGCUGAUUUGCAAAGUCCGCUUUGGACUGGAGCGGUUUGGAGCAAAGGUCGUCGGUUUUCUGCUGCGGUUGCGCGCAAACGCAACAGGUUGGCAGCAAACAAGGAAGAAGAAAUGAAUUUCCUUCUGGAGUCGCUUCUCACACUGUUCCUGUCGCUGUAUUACAUUCUGGAAGCUCUGGUGCUGCUGGUCGUGCCGGUACGGAGGAAGAAUGUGAGCGGGGAGAUAGUGCUGGUGACCGGGGCUGGCAGCGGCGUCGGGCGGCUCGUGGCGCUCGAGUUCGCCCGCCGACACGCCACGCUCGUGCUCUGGGACAUCAAUGAGGAAGGCAACAAGGAGACUGCCCGGCAGGCCCGAGAGCGCGGAGCUUCCCGGGUCUACACCUACACGUGUGAUUGCAGCAAGAGGACUUCUGUCUACGAAGUAGCCGACAAGGUGAAAAGAGAGGUUGGAGAUGUCAGCAUUCUGAUAAACAACGCAGGUAUUGUCACAGGAAAGAACUUCAUUGAUUCACCAGAUACCAUGCUGGAGAAAACCAUGGAAGUGAACAGUCUUGCACAUUUUUGGACCUAUAAAGCGUUCCUGCCUGCAAUGAUUGCCAGCAACCAUGGCCAUCUGGUUAGUAUUGCCAGUUCAGCAGGACUUUUUCCAGUCAAUGGAUUGGCAGAUUAUUGUUCAAGCAAGUUUGCAGCAGUUGGCUUUGCUGAGUCUGUUGCACUAGAAUUGCUUGUUGCAGGGAAAAAUGGUGUCAAGACUACCAUCGUUUGCCCAUUCUUUAUAUGCACCGGCAUGUUUGAUGGCUGUAAAACCAAGUGGCCACAUCUUCUUCCCAUUUUAGAUCCAAAUUAUGUUGCCAAAAAGAUUAUGGAUGCCAUUUUACGGGAACAAAUUCUUCUUAUAAUGCCACGAAGCCUGUAUUUUCUGUUUGCUCUGAAAAAUUUGCUUCCUACGAAACUUGGAAUUCUUCUUGGACACUAUUUCGGUGUUUUCGAUAUCAUGGAAAACUUCAGGGGCCGAGUUAAAAAGGAUUAAAAUGAUUUACAGCGUUAAUAAAAACUGUUUUAAAUGUACUUUAUUACAAAAAUAACAUGCAAUGUAAUACAUUAUGCAGUGCCACUUUAUCUUGCUAUGAUCAAGACAUCAGUAUCAGGUUGCAAUAUUAUUUACAUGCUGAAGUUACUUUCUAUUGAUAAUUUCAAGCUUGCAAAAAAUAUAAUGCUUCUAUUCCAGGCAAUAAAAGGUGUGACAAAUUCAGCAGCAAA